AUGCUCCUCGAUGAAGAUCCAUCCACUCUUAUCCGCGCAACGAUCUCCAACUUCAACAUCGCACCCGACAAGGCUGCCCUGUCGCGUGUCAACGACUCCCUAUCCACCUUACAACAAUCCCGCGAGCUUCGAAUUCGAGAUGCAGAGACCGUGCUGAGAAAGCUCUCUCGUCAAUUGGCCACUCUUUCCUCCCAGCAUAGAGAAGUGCUCUCCAGUCAUGAUAGCAGCACGCAUGCUAGUGAGAUAGUCCAGCUCGACACCAAAAAGUUCCGAAUCGCCAAACAGGCUUCAGAGGUCGAAGCAGAGAGCGAGAGGCUGGAAGCCGAAUUGGAGCGGUUGAAAAUGCGACUGUCCUCUUUGGAAGAGCAAGGUGUCGAAGGUGACGAGCACACGCGCCAGGCCCGGGAAGUUGAUGAUCCUACCAUAUUGCGUCUUUGGCUGUACAGGUCACUUGGCAUCGCCUUGGAGCAGGACGAGGCUGGUAACUACAACAAGGCGACAAUCGCAAACACGAAGAAGGGCGAUGUGCACGUUGUCAACAUCGACCCCAAGUUCUCAAAGUGGUUUUAUGCAGACUAUUUCUGGCAAACGAUGCAAGGUUGA
Molecule: messenger RNA, 603 nt
Organism: Fonsecaea multimorphosa CBS 102226
Lineage: Eukaryota; Fungi; Ascomycota; Eurotiomycetes; Chaetothyriales; Herpotrichiellaceae
Exons: 3
Coding region: 1-603 (200 amino acids)
Source: RefSeq, a predicted model, not a curated record